Molecule: messenger RNA, 900 nt
Organism: Oikopleura dioica
Lineage: Eukaryota; Metazoa; Chordata; Appendicularia; Copelata; Oikopleuridae
Source: the annotation of a GenBank genome assembly
AUGAAUUUGUGCUACUGUUUCUCACCUACUGCAAGACCAGAAAACUUUGAUGAUUGUUGGUUUGGAGCGAUUCGGGAGCAAAGAAGCUCCACCUUGGAAGAUGGUGGAGAUCCAGAGCUGGCUGAUGAAUGCCGAUGCAUUGAAUCUGGACGAGCUGGACUACGACGACGAGGACGAAAGCCACAACCUCAAAACGCUCUUCCCGUGGUCGACCUCCUCGAAGACGAAAGCGACGGGCGAAAACGCUCGAACGAGGAGAGCGAGAACCAGCGAAAUCGGCCGAACUCGGACGAGGAGGAGGAAGAAGAGGAAGGCGCGCUGAGUGACGAUUCCGACGAUGGCGAAAUCAAAUCCGAUGCGGAGGACGGCGAAAUCAGCGGUUCGGACGGAGAAGCCGGCGCAGAGGAGCAGCAAAAAUCGAAUCUUCCUUCCAUUUUCCCCGAAAAAGAAAAGCGCCCUGCGAAGACGCGUCCGGAAAAGCCGCUUUGUCGAUACUACCAGCAGGGGUACUGCCAGUACGGGCAGCGAUGCCACUUUGUCCACGCGCGCAAGAACAUGGAAGUGAUCAAUCCCGUCGAAGAGAAGGUCGACACGGGCAAAUACAACAUGUUCUCCAAAAACGAAGACGAGGAAGAAGCCAUUCCAAAGACAAAACGAACAAUUACGGUCAUGCCCGUCAGAUCAGCGCAUGUGGGACUGAACCGUCCUCCACCACCAAAAGCAACUGGCGAGACACCUUGGGAAAAAGCGUUGAAAGCGAAAGCACGGCUGCGGAAAAACGGAAUUCAACCAGCUUUGGGAGAAAAUGAAAACUCUGGCAAGACGAGAAAGUUCGAAGAGCCGGACCCGUUUUGGGCGAAAAGAACGGCGAACAGCCGCAGAAGAGAGAGCACGUUUUGA